Messenger RNA from Hyaloscypha bicolor E, 1569 nucleotides. RefSeq lists its product as uncharacterized. The record is from RefSeq and is a predicted model, not a curated record. The transcript is spliced from 5 exons. Gene Ontology annotation, cellular component: membrane. Bases 1 to 1569 code for a protein of 522 amino acids. Lineage: Eukaryota; Fungi; Ascomycota; Leotiomycetes; Helotiales; Hyaloscyphaceae. Gene Ontology annotation, molecular function: metalloendopeptidase activity.
AUGCCUCCUCAGCCUCUUCAGGCCCUGUGGAGACGGGUGGCAGCAUCGCAAGCACCAAGAUGGUCAAAGCUGUCAUCCGAUUCUCGCAUCCGCACCAACUGUUUCCACAAGUUCAGUUACCAAGCUCCCAGUCGCCUCAGCUCCUUCAAGCCGGCUCCGCGACUCUUCAGUCAGUUGCAGCAGCCUUUUCCCCCAGUCGAAGUAGCACAAGCAGGCAACCUUAGGCCAAAAAUCCCCUUUCGGAGUCGGUUUUCGUCCUUUGCCUCUGGUGCAUUACUAAUAAUGGUCUUCGGGGCGGGCUCUUUGUAUAUCUACUAUCGCUCUUUCUUCGGCAAGGUUCCAGUCACGAACAGAGAGCGAAUGCUAUGGUUUGACAGGAACCAAGAAGAGGAGCUUGGGUGGGCGGCUGAGCAUUGGCUUUUAGUUCAGCAGAAUUCCAGGCCGCGUUUGGAAGAAGAUAGUGUGGUUGUGAAACUUGCUCGAGAUAUUCUUGCAAAGCUCCAGGAAAGUGAACUGGCAAAGGAUGUCAAGUUGAAGCUCUAUGUUUGCGAUGAUUAUUUUGAGCCGUAUGCAUGCAGUGCUCCGGCGAAGGAAGGGGGCCGCAUCUUCAUGAAUACUGGGGAACUGCAUGUCUGUGAAAGUGUUGAUGAGAUUGCUGGGGUGUUGGCGCAUGAGAUUGGACAUAUUAUUGCUCGUCACAUACCAGAGAGAAGGGCCGCUGAAGCGUUUGCAAGGAGUAUUGCACAAGUAUUUGGCUGGAAUGCCGCCCUGGGAUCAGAUCUGAUAUCCUGGAGAACCCAAGAAAGAGAAGCGGAUCACAUUGGCCUCGUUCUCAUGGCCCAGGCAGGAUUCGAACCCAAUGCACGUGUGGAAUACUUUGAGAAGCACUAUUCCAAGGAGAAAGAAAUACUGAAUGGAAGGGAUCCAAUGCCAGAAACUAUGAGCACCCAUCCUUCACAUGAAAGUCGAGUGAAAUCGUUGAAAUCUCUUUUACCAGAGGCCAAAGCGAUCUUCGAAGAGAAGCCAAAAUCUGCACAGCUCCUCAAAGAAACAUGGGACGCUGCUCGAGUCGUCUUGAUUGAGGGGAACCAAACCGCGCAAGCACAGCUUGAAGCUGCCCAGCAGAUGGCGCCUGAGAUCUUACUUCUCAAGAUUGAAGACAGAUUGGCGAGGCUGGAGAACACUUUUAUGCAACUAUCGGAUGCGAUAUUGACCAUGGAGAAGGGCAAGGAAGAGGCUUUGGGAAGGACUCUGUACGCCGUGGCACAGAAACAAAAAGAGACUGCAAUGCCAUCUGCUGAGGAAGGAGCAGUUGAGGAGAAAGUUGCUGAGCCAGUAACAAUAGAGGAAGCAGCACGUGAAGACCCAACCCAGGCAGGAACUUUAGGACACAAAGAAGCAGCAGACGAAGCAGUGCCCAAAGAAGCAGCCCACCUCACGUCUGAAGUAUUUUCCGGAAUUAAAGAAGCCGCAACACAAACCACGCUCACGUCAAAUGCGUCCCGAACACCUGUCGAGGACAAGGACGGCAUUGGGAGCCAAGGAGAAGACAAAGUUGGGAAGAACUGA